Messenger RNA from Papaver somniferum (opium poppy), 1215 nucleotides. RefSeq names its product non-structural maintenance of chromosomes element 1 homolog. Lineage: Eukaryota; Viridiplantae; Streptophyta; Magnoliopsida; Ranunculales; Papaveraceae. The record is from RefSeq and is a predicted model, not a curated record. Gene Ontology annotation, biological process: DNA damage tolerance; double-strand break repair via homologous recombination. Gene Ontology annotation, cellular component: nucleus; Smc5-Smc6 complex. Gene Ontology annotation, molecular function: ubiquitin-protein transferase activity. The transcript is spliced from 6 exons. Bases 1 to 711 code for a protein of 236 amino acids.
AUGCCGAAUUUGAGCUGGAGACAUCAAGCGCUCAUAGAAACUCUUAUAUCUCGCGGUCCUCUCAAGGAAGAUGAAUUCCUUUCAAUCUUCGCCGUCGUCAGCGGGAAAAAACAAGAUUCGAGAGAGAGGGAAUUUGACGAUUAUCUUUUGAACAUAAACAAGGAGCUUACAUUUGUACGGUUUGAGUUGCGUGCUUUCACAAACCAGUAUGAUGGAGAAGUUUAUUAUGGUGUGGUAAAUAAUGUUGCUGAUGAACAGGCCAAGCUUGGGAUUAAAUAUACAGUUCCUCAAAUUGCCUUCUACAAGGGUAUUAUAGAAGCAAUUGCGCAGGACACAACAGCUAGUGGUUGCAUAACGAACAUUGAUGCUCUCAAUAUCCGCUUAGAGAAUCAGAAUGGAAUAGGAUCACAAUCACCGAGUGGCACAUCUACUGUUCCCUACGCAUUCAAGAAUUUCACUAUAUCUCAAAAAGAUAAAACGAUAGAUGAACUUGUGCAAGAUCGGUGGCUUUGCUCCAUCCCUGACGGAAAAAUUGGGCUUGGUGUUAGAUCCUUCCUCGAUCUUCGGAGCUGGUUUCGAAGUAAUGAUGUUACAUCGUGUGAAAUUUGCAAUGAGGCAGGAGUGAAGGCUGAGUUGUGCCAAAAGGAGGAUUGUAACACUAGCAUUCACCACUACUGUUUGAAGAAGAAGUUUUCUCAAAGAAUGGCUUAAAAAGUUUGUCCUAGUUGUGGCACUGAAUGGCUCAGUGGGUCCACAUUUGAGGAAGCAAAGGAAGACGAAGGGGAGGAAGAGGAUUGGGGUGAACCAAGUCAACACCAAGCUGCAGAGCCUUCUUCAGCUGGCGUGAGAAAGAAGCGUCGAAGUGUCAAAUCCGAAAGGGUAGAUACUGUUGGAGAAGGCCGUCAUCGAACAUCUGAACCUGUUCAGGAGCUUAGGAGAACUACUCGCCAAACAUCUGAACCUGUUCAGGAGCUUAAGAGAACCACUAGAAGUGCUGCACAACGAAGGUAAAGAUACGAAAGGAAAAAGAAAAAGAUGAUAAUGAUGUAUGUUCACUUGGUUCUUAGGAGAGAAGCAAGCAUUGGUAAUUUUAAUUCUGGAUUGUAAUGCCCAGUGUAGUUUUUGUUGCUUUUAUGAGUUCUGAGUUUAAAUUGCCAUGCUUUACUGGAAAGUAGACUUUAAAGUCAUGCGGAGUAUCUCUUGCUGGUUAGUUGU